CAUCCCCAUUCCCGUCGCGGCCGAGCCCAGCAGGUCGAUCCAUCGAUCCGGAGACAAACAAAAUCUCGUUCCUGCAGAGCGAUCGCUCCUGCCGCUGCUGCUUGCUUCUCCCUUCCCUUGCAGCUACGAUGCGGUAGAAUCAUACUGCUGCAAAAAAAUUCCAAGAACGCAGGCAGAGAAACGGAGUUCCCAGGUUCGUGAGAGUGGUGGAGUGAGAGGGCGCUGAGAUGGCGGAGUGCAGAGUCGGAGGAGGCGGCGGCGAUUGCUUGAUUAAGCUGUUCGGGAAGACCAUCCCGGUGCCAGAGGUCGCCGCCGCCGCCGCCGUCGCCGUGGGCGAGGCUGAUAAGGACAUCCAACAAAGCGGCAGCAGCACGUCUGAACCGAAAGGACAAGAGAACACCCUUCAGGACUCUACGGGCUCGCCUCUGCAGCAGGAGGUUGCAGACACUGAAGAUUCAUCAGCUGCCAAGAACUCCUCAGGAGACCAGCAGCAGGGCGAGGCGGCCAACCAGAAGGAGAAGCUGAAGAAGCCUGACAAGAUCCUGCCGUGCCCCCGGUGCAACAGCAUGGACACCAAGUUCUGCUACUACAACAACUACAACAUCAACCAGCCACGCCACUUCUGCAAGAACUGCCAGAGGUACUGGACGGCCGGCGGUGCCAUGCGCAACGUCCCUGUGGGUGCAGGACGGCGCAAGAGCAAGAGUGCGUCGGCUGCUUCCCACUUCCUUCAGAGGGUCAGGGCCGCGCUGCCCAUCGAUCCUCUCUGCACGGCAGCCAAGACUAAUGGCACAGUGCUUAGCUUUGGCUCCGACAUGUCCUCCUUAGACCUCUCAGAACAGAUGAAGCACCUAAAGGAGAAACUUGUCCCAAUAACGCGGAUCAAGAGCAGCGAUGACCGAUCAGUUGGUUCUUGUACUGAAGGAUCUGCAAAGGGAGAAGACUCAAACCAAAUGAACCAAAAGGAGAAAGUUACAGCAGAUAACUCUGCAAAUGUUGUUCAGCAUCCAUGCAUGAACGGGGUAACCAUGUGGCCAUUUAGCUGUGCACCACCACCUGCCUGUUACACAUCAGGCAUCGCAAUUCCGUUCUACCCAGCAGCAGCUGCCUACUGGGGCUGCAUGGUUCCAGGAGCUUGGAACGCCCCAUGGCCACCACACUCCCUGUCUGAGUCUGCUUCAUCGCUUAGCACUGCUUCUCCAGCAUCCACAAAGUCCAAUUGCCUCACGCCAGGAAAGCGCUCUAGAGACUCUGACGAGGAAGGAGACACCAAAGGAAAUGGCAAGGUGUGGGUGCCGAAGACGAUCCGGAUUGAUGACGCAGACGAGGUGGCCAGGAGUUCCAUCUUGUCACUAAUUGGGAUCAAUGGCGAUAAGGCGUGCAAAGAUAGCAGAGGGUGCAAGCUUGCAAGAGUUUUUGAGCAGAAGGAAGAGGCAAAGACAGCAACUCACACAGUCAUCAACAGCUUGCCAUUCUUGCAAGGGAACCCAGCUGCACUCUCACGCUCACUGACCUUCCAGGAGGGAUCUUGAGUAUCACCUUAGCCUCAAAGAUAUAAGGACCAACCAUUUAUCAUGGUACAGCUGAAAUUUUGUACAUUAGAGAAUUGUAAACUAGGUAUGGACAAUGGAGUGUAUGACAUAGCUCAUAGCUGCAAGCGGACCUUGUAACUACAAUAGAUAUUUGUAGAUAGCUAUAUGGGUUGGGGAUGGAUAGGGAGAGCAAGUUCCCUUAUUUGUGGAUAAAUAAUAUAAUAAUUUUGGUUA
Panicum hallii is the source of this 1766-nucleotide messenger RNA. RefSeq names its product cyclic dof factor 1-like. The transcript is spliced from 2 exons. Gene Ontology annotation, biological process: regulation of DNA-templated transcription. The record is from RefSeq and is a predicted model, not a curated record. Gene Ontology annotation, molecular function: DNA-binding transcription factor activity; DNA binding. Bases 228 to 1532 code for a protein of 434 amino acids. NCBI's taxonomy places the organism in Eukaryota, Viridiplantae, Streptophyta, Magnoliopsida, Poales, Poaceae.